AUGGCGUGGACGAACUUUGAAGAUUCUCUCUCUUUGGUUAGCCUAUAUUCAUUCUCUUCUCAUAUAAUGUCAGCAAACUUAUCUUUCAUGUAAUCAGCUCGAAGCUUUUCUUUCAAGAGCACACAAGAAUCCGACCCCAAUACUAAACCUAACCCUAGGACUAGAGGGCCAGAUUUUCAUAAGCACUGGCUGAGGCAUAUAUUUCAGUUCUUUGAACCAGAAACAUAUGGGUUUACUUUUUCAUUCUUUUACCAAAUCCAUCUCAUGCAGGUCUGCGUUCGCCUAUGCCGGUUUCUGCUUGGUUCAAAACUAUGGCGCAAAUCUCUUUGACGCAAUCAAUCCGGAUUCCAAGUUAAAUGGACACAUCUUUGCAGCUUCACAGGCAGUCGGAAGCCUUGGAUCGUUUAGUGCGCUUUACCUCGACAAGAUUGCCACCAAAGGCAGCGUCAGCGUGCUCAUAUAUGUUCUCGGGUCUGCAUCAAUGAGCAUAUUCUGCGUGUGCAUGGCGACUUCUGCCAAGAUCUGGGCAGCAUAUCUCUUCUAUAUUGCCAUUUCCGGAAUCUACCAGGCUCUCGCUUGCCUCGUGAGCGUUCGAUGCUGCAAGCUUCUGUGUAAUGGGCAGUACAUCCUCCUCUUCUCUCUCAGCAAUGUCCUCGGCCUCCUGCUCGAGACUCUGCUUCAGGCUGCCAUCGUAAGCACAGACUUUCUUUUCACUCUCUGUUACUCCUAGGAACGCCUCCUUCUGGGCACAGAUUUCUUGCCAUUUUUAGUCAUUUCGGAAGAAGAAGAAGAAGAAAGUAUCAUUUUCCUAA
This is a messenger RNA of Spirodela intermedia, 812 nucleotides long. Lineage: Eukaryota; Viridiplantae; Streptophyta; Magnoliopsida; Alismatales; Araceae. The record is from the annotation of a GenBank genome assembly.